Molecule: messenger RNA, 2606 nt
Organism: Vollenhovia emeryi
Lineage: Eukaryota; Metazoa; Arthropoda; Insecta; Hymenoptera; Formicidae
Gene: Sf3a1
Product: splicing factor 3A subunit 1
Exons: 11
Coding region: 162-2471 (769 amino acids)
Biological process (GO): regulation of alternative mRNA splicing, via spliceosome; mRNA cis splicing, via spliceosome
Cellular component (GO): catalytic step 2 spliceosome; U2-type prespliceosome; U2 snRNP
Molecular function (GO): protein binding; RNA binding
Source: RefSeq, a predicted model, not a curated record
UCGACCGUCACCGAGAUCCAUGAAACGAAAAUGGCGUCGCAGUCGAAACUCGAAAUAACAACACUACUCUCCGGCGAUUCUUCCGUAGCGUGAAGCAGCGUGAAGACGUACUGAUACACAAUAGUUGAUACUUAUUGUGUUGCAAAUACACCGAUUGCAAAAUGCCUGCGCAAGAAGUGGCGGUGCCGCAGCCGCCGGCCACCGAGGGCGAGGAGAACAACGUUCCCUCGUCGCAGCCGAUCGUGGGCAUCAUUUAUCCGCCGCCUGAGGUUAGGAAUAUCGUUGACAAGACCGCCAGCUUCGUGGCCAGGAACGGGCCGGAAUUCGAGUCCAGGAUCAGGCAGAACGAACUGGGCAAUCCAAAGUUCAAUUUCUUGAACUUCGGCGAUCCAUAUCACGCUUACUAUCAGCACAAGGUAAAGGAAUUCAAGGAGGGGAAAGGCCAGGAGCCCACGGUAGGCUCGGCCCCCGGGAAGACUGUCAAUCUCACUGCGCACCAAAAGCAGCAGGAAAUACUCAAGCAAGUCGAGCAACCGUUUGUACCCAAGGAUCCGCCGACCGAGUUUGAAUUUAUCGCGGAUCCUCCGUCUAUAUCCGCCUUAGAUCUAGACAUCGUGAAGCUGACCGCUCAAUUUGUCGCGCGUAAUGGAAGACAGUUCUUGACCAACUUGAUGAAUCGCGAGCAAAGGAAUUUCCAGUUUGAUUUUCUACGCCCUCAGCAUUCCUUAUUUCAGUACUUCACUAAGCUCUUGGAGCAGUACACCAAGGUAUUGAUUCCACCGAAAGAUUUGUUGCCCCGUCUCAAGAAUGAAGCGUUCAAUAUGGAUAAGAUUUUGGAGCAAGUAAAAUACCGCGCCGAGUACUUGAAGUAUCAGGAGGCACAGAGGCGUAAGGAGGAGGAGGAAUUGGAAAGGGAGAGGGUCGCCUACGCGCAGAUUGACUGGCAUGACUUUGUCGUAGUUGAGACUGUGGACUAUCAACAAUUUGAAGUCGGUAAUUUCCCAGCGCCGACUACGCCCGACGAGGUUGGCGCACGCGUCCUCAUGCAGGAACGUAUAGAGGAUGGUGAAGACGUGGAGAUGCAAAUCGACAGUGACGCGGAGGAUGAGGCGCAAACUCGUGCAGACGGCGAGAAAGGUGAUCGUGCGAAAGAUAAUAAUCAAGUGCAAGAUAUGGAGGAAGAUUCUAGCGAUGAGGAUGAUGUGUCUCCACCGGGUGACACUCACAGAUCUAAAGAGCCCAAGCUGCGGGAAACGAACAUGCAACCGCCGCCGUUGCCGCCUACACCAGGAAACGUGGUAGUCAAGAAAGGAUAUGACCCGAAGCAACAUGCGCCUAAAACUACUCGCCCUGCGGCUCCGGAUGAAUACCUGAUUUCGCCGAUUACUGGCGAACGUAUUCCCGCCAGUAAGGUGCAAGAACACAUGCGUAUCGGAUUGUUGGAUCCACGCUGGGUCGAGCAGAGAGACAAGCAUCUAGACAAACUGGCGCAGGAGACUGUAUUCGCGCCGGGCACGGCGAUCGAGGCAAGUCUCAAGCAACUCGCUGAAAGACGUACUGAUAUAUUCGGCGUGGGCGACGAAGAGACAGCGAUUGGCAAAAAGAUUGGUGAAGAGGACAAGAAAAAAGAUGACAAAGUCACAUGGGACGGUCACACCUCCAGUGUGGAAGCAGCGACGAGAGCAGCCCGAGCUAAUAUUACGCUGGAAGAACAGAUUCAUCAGAUACACAAGGUCAAGGGUCUUUUGCCUGAUGAGGAGAAGGAGAAGAUCGGCCCGAAACCAGUGAAUCGUGCGAGCGAACUUUCUCACAUGGCUGCUGUCGCCUCGAAGCCGCAAGCUACAUUGAAAGCACCUCCAAAACCGCCUGCACCGAAACCUAUACAAGUACCUACUCAACCUCCUCCACCACCAACCAUGAGUAUGCCUACUAUGGGUAUACCUCAACCGAUGAUGCCGCAGCCACCGAUGAUGAUGAUGGCACCUAUGCCACCUAUGGCACCUCGACCACCGCCUCUGAUGACUCCGGCGAUGUCACCGUUCAUGCCAACGCCACCGCCAAUUCAGCCGCCGAUGACGUCCGGUAUCGGGAUGAAGCAUCCUGCUAGUAAGCCAUUGGAAGACGAACUGCAGGCUAAGAAACUGAGAACAGAGGACUCGUUAAUUCCGGAGCAACAAUUCCUUGCUAGAAAUAAGGGUCCCGUACAAGUUAACAUCGCUGUGCCUAUGAUGACGGAGAAAGCUGAAUGGAAAUUGAACGGACAGACAUUGAAUAUUACUUUACAAACAAGCGAUACUGUAGCAACUAUGAAAGCACUUAUCCACGAACAAACUGGCAUGCCACCUGGGAAACAAAAGUUACAGUAUGAGGGAAUGUUCUUCAAGGAUAGCAAUACUCUUGCAUAUUACAAUUUAACUUCAGGUAAUGUUAUUAACUUACUACCAAAGGAGAGAGGCGGUAGAAAGAAGUAAAUAAAAAUUACGAAUAAAAAUAUAAAUUAAAAAUAUAUUACUCUAAUUAUUUAUAAGUUAUGUCAAUACCUUAAUAGUUUUAUUGCUGUAAUUAUUUUAAAAUAACAUGAAAAUAUAUACUGCAUUUAUUCGUAU